This is a messenger RNA of Prorocentrum cordatum, 453 nucleotides long. Lineage: Eukaryota; Dinophyceae; Prorocentrales; Prorocentraceae. The record is from the annotation of a GenBank genome assembly.
AUGCUGGUGCCCCUCCUGGUGACGUUCCGUGUGUGGCGAUUGGCCCUGAUCUCGUCCCUGGUGCUGCUCCUCCCGCUCGCGCUGCUGGUGCGUUCGGUUUGCGUGGCGGUAUUGCCGCAGUGUCUGUCCACGGUUGACGUGAGUUGCACCACUGGCGCUCUGCCUGCUGGAAGUGCCGCCGCACCUCAUGCCGACGUCAAUCAAGAUCCUGAGGUUUGUGCUCAUGCUCCUCGUGCUCCUGAUGCCGGAGGUUAUGCUGCUGCUGCCAGGGACGCCCCUGGUGUCGCUGCGCGUGCUUUGGGCGCUCGUCCUGGGCAUGUGGCUGGCCACCGUUACCUACGUUCGUCUCGGCGGCGCACGCGCUCGGUGAGUGCGUGGUGCCCCCUGGACGCCUACACCACGUGCCUCGAGUCUAGCACCUCCUACUGCCUCGCUUUCGGGGACGGCCACUAG